Aphanomyces invadans is the source of this 4092-nucleotide messenger RNA. RefSeq lists its product as hypothetical. Lineage: Eukaryota; Oomycota; Saprolegniomycetes; Saprolegniales; Verrucalvaceae. Gene Ontology annotation, molecular function: structural constituent of nuclear pore. The record is from RefSeq and is a predicted model, not a curated record. The transcript has 5 exons. The coding region runs from base 23 to 4057 and encodes 1344 amino acids. Gene Ontology annotation, cellular component: nuclear pore.
UUUGAAUCGAAUUGCGGCGUGGAUGGACGGAAGUAUGGCGCUGCAAGAAGUCCCUCUCGUGUACGUGGACAACGAGGAUGCCACGAUCAGCCUUCUCACAUCAAAGUUCCAUCAAACCCCUCCAUACACACCUCCCCAACGCGUGGAGAAUUUGGCUGGUGGGAAGAUUGUCCGCCAGUCGUGCUUUGUCAGUUUCCGCGCGAUUGGGAAACAAGUACUCUUGUCCCAACAUGUCAUAGAUAGCAGCGUAAGUUCUGGCACAGCUGCGCCUUCGCCAUUUUCCACGUCCUUAGCAAUCCAACUUCCUGAGAGUGUGGCACGAAACGGCGUGAGCGUGUUUGAAUCUGCUGAUAAACAGUAUUUGUCUGUGUGCGUCGUGACGGCGGCAAAAACGGUCCAUCGAUUUUGCUAUAAGCUCGACCCGAUUCUCAACUUUGCUGAUGCCGCUCGCGACGAAGUCGCGUUUGCGAUGACUUCUCUAUCGUUUCAGACUUCCAUUUCGUCAGUGUGUUGGCUUGACGAAUGUAAUGUCGUCGUCGGUGGCGACAACGGCGCAGUCCUCGCCAUCAACGUUGGCCUUUCGAUCUUUGGUCACUCCGCGUCUUCGUUUCAUGAAGUCCCGCUAACUGACCAUUCGUUGCUCAACUGGGUAUGGCAAGGGCUUGGCCUUCAGUCGAACCAGAAACCUCCGCCGAUCGUUGCAAUCGCCGCCGUGCCAGAUGUCGACGAUGCUUCGACCUCCGAUACGCUUGUCGUGACCUUGUCGGCCGACUUGGUGCUUCGCGUGUGGUCGUACGAACAUCAGAGCUGCCUGUGCAACCAAUCCCUCGGGACCCUCUUGGAACUAGACACAGCGCAUCAAGCGACGCUCCACUUCAUUCCUUCCUCGUCCGACGUUCGACUACUCAUCCAUGUGACGUCGCUGCAACCGUCCAAAACAAAAGAAAUCGUGCUACUUCGGGGCACCUUGACGUCCAAGACGUUGGACCUGGACGUUGCGCGCCGCUAUGUCGUAGACGUCCCAGCCGCUGUGCGCUUGGUGGACUUCAUCGUAAUGACACCAGGGACGCAGCUCGUGUCCGUGUGGCGCAGCGCGACCGAAGACUUCGUGUACGUGUUUCCGAUUUCGUUGACUGGACCCAAAGUCAUCUUGGGCGAACGUGUCGGAGGGAUGGACACGUUCGCCCACCACCACGAGAUGCAAGACAAUCAACUCAACAACACCGACGACCUCACUGACAUCGACAACUUUUACCUCGAGCGACUGUUUGCCCCCACCCGGUACUCUGCAGACUGCAUUCGCCAAGCCAUCGGUGGGCCUUCUACGACCGUCACUGCGCUCCCAGAAACAGCCCUCCGCCGGCUCGUCCUCGAGGCUGUGCAUCGCGAGACCAGCGCCCAAUUGUUCAAGAGCAGCCGCCAUGAAAAAGAGUCGUCUGUACGAGCGUCGGUGUGGAUGCAGCUGCUCCAGAAGUGCACCAAGCUAUGGGUUGUCGAGAACAUUCCACUGGGUGUUGCAACAUCCUCGAUCGCUGGCUCGAGCGUCCUAUUGCGCCGCAACCACACGUCUAUUUUUUUUCCGUCCACGCACGCGAUCCUCACCAAUUCGUCGGCGGCGGCAGCGUCAAACUCACUGCACGACGAGCUGGCUGCCAUCCUCACGUCGUACUUUGCCUCGUUUUCGUACAGCGACGUCCAAGCAGCGGUCGCUCGGGAGUGGAACAUCGAUCUUCACGUGGACCUAACCAGUUCCUCGCUCCUGGAUACACUGCGCAGCGCACUUCAGCACGGUCUACUGCACCCCCCCAACAAAAUGAAGGACCAGGGGUCGUCCCUGCCAAAGCUGUUGGCCCGCAUCGCUCCAAUUUUGACUGGCGACGCCACAGCCCAAACGGCAAUCUUGACUACGUUGGUGGAUCAAUUGGCACUAUUUGACUCUGCAGCAUUCAACGCGGCCACCACCGGGGUGAGUAGCUCCAGCGCUGGGUCUUUGUCCACGGAUCUUGGCCUCGCGCUGCACCGAAUGGGGACCGUCGUGGUGAACGACAUGCUGACGGCGACCUUUUCCUCCUUGUGCUUUCUCACGUUCCUGGACGAUGCUCAGCCAUCUUUCGUCGCCCCGGCAACGCUUCAGCACAUCUCGGCGUCUCUGUUGCCGCGUGGUCUCGCACUCCUGCGAACGUGGGUAUUUUAUCAGUGGCUAUUUGGUCAACCCUCGUCUGGAACGCAAGCCAUGCUCGUUCAAGACUUUGCGAAGGACACAGAUGUCGACAUUGCCGUUCCAUCACUGGUGUCGGACAACUUGACGGCGGCGGUCCUGUCCCUGCUCUGGAAAGUCCGCGAUUUGCCUGCUCUCGCAUCAUACGUGCACUCGACCAAACAGCACGAUGUCCUCCGAAUCGUCGCGCGCUACGCAUUGCAGCGCCCACAGGAGAAUAUCACCGAAACAGAGGUCCGCACUGACAUGUACCUAGCACGCCUUUUGGGCGACGCCAUGGUGGCGGAAGCAGCCGUUGCAUCGGAGCACAACGAUGAAUCUGGCAUUACCCAUGCUUUGACCCGAUCCAUUCGCAGCUACAUGACUGUGCUGGAUUUGGAAGCGCAGCAGCUCAUCCACUCGCACACGACCGACGCGUCACUGGCUACUCAACUGUACGACAUCACGACCCACUUGAAAGAGAGCGUUCCACGCCAAUUCGCUGCCAAGUUUAUUUUGCAGUUCUUGCGAAUGGCGUUGGUACAUGUUGGUGGCAACCUUGCGGCGGCUGAGUUUGUAUGGUACAACGUGUUCAAACUGGCACUGACAGAGCAUUUGUACGAUGAAGCACACGUUGCCCUGCAGCAUAUCAUGCGCGGCGCAGACGCGUCGACUGUGGACGAUUGCGUGCGGCAUUUCGUGCUGCACCUGUGUGACGCUGGGCGCCUCGACAUCGUCGUCGGCUUUUCGUGGGGAGCGCUCGAAGCCAAGGUGGAGGACGUUUUGCAGUGGCAAGCAGCAAACACCCACGCAAACCUCACAAUCAAGCGUACCUCUCAAAGCGCAGUGUCGGUGCUCCGACUGUUGUACAGCUUCUUUGUCAAGCGCGGUCGAUUCACCGCGGCGUCAAAGGCCAUGCACGCGCUCUUUGUCCGUCUCGAGCCUGAAGCGAUCAACGCCGACGUCCUUCAAACACAGCGCGACGCGCUAUUUGCUGCGACGAAUGUGCUUACGUUGGUGCCUGAGCCCCAUCGGUGGUUUGUCACGCAAGAAUUGGCGUCCGAUGCUACCAUGAAGCCAGCCGACUUGCAAGUGGUCACAGUCGCCGACCUGCACCGGGAAUUGGUCGUUAUUCGCGGGAAGUUGCUCUUGUCCGACUCGGUGCCGAGCGUGACGUUGGCCGGCCAGAGUGGCAGCGAAGUGGUGUCCCUGCUCUUGAAACACCUCACGCCUGAAUCAAUGGCCAAGAGUGUUGCACUUGCUGUUGAGAUCGCACGUGUCCACGAUCUAGACGUAAAGGUUGUUGUCCGCGCCGUCGCCCGUGACUUUGCCUUCUCUCGCGGCUCGGAGGUGCAUCUCCAAAUGCUUCUUCGUCACGUCAGCUCGUCCGAAGCGUAUUUGGCGGCCAUCAGCACGCUUCUGCACUUGCAUGCGCCUCUGCCGCAAUGGCUCACGCGCGCGACAGUUGCUUCGGGUUCGUUGGCCGUUGUGGCCCUCCUUCGGCUGUAUUUGGAUUACGGUGUCCUCGAAGAAGCCGUCGCGUUGGCGAUCGAUCACUUGAUCCCCAACAACGUGUCUGAGAAGACUUUCAAAAUGGCUGCUGCAUCGGACAUAUCGCCGAAGUGGAUGCCGUACGACCUGCUGGACAGACUGCUUGACGCGUGUGAUGCCAUCAUUAACGAGGCGGAAGACGGCGUGGCGGUACUUCAGUGCAACUCCAGUCGCCUGAAGCACCAAUUGACGGAGUAUUUCAAGUACGUCAAGUCGGUUGACGCCGCCGCGACUAUCCGUCGGCAGCACGAGCUCUGCUCAGCACAAUCGAACCCGCUUGCGAGUUCUCCGCCUUGGUCGGCUCAUUAAAAUACCAUCAUAUUCAUACAGAUUGAUGUUGGGCA